Orbilia oligospora ATCC 24927 is the source of this 930-nucleotide messenger RNA. RefSeq lists its product as uncharacterized. The transcript has 6 exons. Bases 1 to 930 code for a protein of 309 amino acids. Lineage: Eukaryota; Fungi; Ascomycota; Orbiliomycetes; Orbiliales; Orbiliaceae. Gene Ontology annotation, cellular component: cytoplasm. Gene Ontology annotation, molecular function: nicotinate-nucleotide diphosphorylase (carboxylating) activity. The record is from RefSeq and is a predicted model, not a curated record. Gene Ontology annotation, biological process: quinolinate catabolic process; NAD+ biosynthetic process.
AUGUCGACUUCUGAUCCGCAUCGACAUCCGCACGACAUGGCGUUGGACCUCGGUGACCUCACUCAUUUGCUGCCGACGAAUUAUAAGCAGACGAUUAGAAAUUGGUUGGAAGAGGAUUGUCCGUCGUUUGAUUAUGGCGGAUUCGUAGUUGGAGAGGAAGAAUCGGUGGCGACUCUUUAUGGGAAAACAGCUGGUGUUCUAGCUGGUGUACCCUUUUUCAAUGAAGUAUUUUCGCAAUUGGGGUGUUCUGUAGAAUGGCAUUUACAUGAGGGCGAGUUUUUUGAACCGGUUAAGCAGGUUGCAACCGUCCGAGGCCCCGCAAGGAAGCUACUUCUCGGUGAGCGAGUUGCAUUGAAUACUCUAGCUCGAUGCUCGGGUAUUGCCACCAGAUCCCGCCUGAUGCUUCGGAUAGUUAGGAAGGCAGGCUACCAAGGUAUCUUGGCUGGUACAAGAAAGACCACUCCAGGAUUCAGAUUGGUUGAAAAAUACGGAAUGCUGGUCGGUGGUGUCGAUGCGCACAGAUAUGACCUUAGCAGCAUGAUCAUGUUGAAAGAUAACCAUAUUUGGUCAAAGGGUUCUAUAACAAGAGCCGUCCAGGCUGCCCGUGCUGUGGGAGGUUUCGCAGUCAAGAUCGAGGUCGAAGUCCAAUCCGAAGCCGAGGCGGAUGAGGCCAUUGCUGCGGGCGCAGAUAUUGUCAUGUUGGACAACUUUGGAAGCGACGGAAUCAAGAUUGCUGCAAAGAACUUGAAGGCCAGGUGGACAGGGAAGUCGAAUGUUCUAUUGGAAUGCAGUGGUGGACUGACAUUGGAUAACGUGGAGCAGUAUAUCUGUCAAGACAUUGAUAUCAUCUCUACAAGCUCGAUACACCAGAGCGUUCAACAUGUUGACUUCAGCUUAAAACUCCCUCGAAGUGCAUCCACAACAGAGUAA